UCUUUCAAACAGCGCAAAACCGCGAGAAGAUUAGUAUCUUUAACAUAUAAGUCAAAUAAGAUUAUAAAAUGAUAUUGAAGUUUAUUCUAUUUACUUUGUUAAUUAUUAUACUUAUUGAUGUUUUGUCGAAGUUGUAUAAAUUUUAUGUUUUUUGUAAGACGAUUAAUAAAAUACCUGGUGAUGCAUCCUACUUCAGUAACGUAAUCAAUUUCAACAGAUUAUCUAAAGACGAAUAUCAUAAAGCCUUUUGUCAAUACACAGUUCGAUAUAAAGAAGGGAUUUAUAAAUUAUGGAUGGGAUAUAAACCAAUGGUAUACAUUUACAAGCCUGAAUAUGCAGAGGUCAUUCUCAGAAGUAGUGCAAAUAUAAAAAAACCAACUACUUAUGAUAGUUUACAGCCUUGUUUAGGGGAUGGUCUUAUAACUUCGUCUGGUUCUAAGUGGCACCACGACAGGAAAUUGAUUACCCCAACAUUUCAUUUUUCUGUACUCGAUAAUUACAUGAUAGUAAUGCUGGAAAAGAGCGAAAUUUUGAUCGAUCGUAUAGAGAAAGAAUUGGGGAAAAAUAUUGGAAAAAAUGCAGUUAAUAUUUAUCCAUUGAUUGCUGCUUUUACAUUGGAUGUUAUAUGCGAAACCGCAAUGGGCGUUAACAUACAUGCGCAGUAUAAUACAUUUACUGGAUACUCCGGUUACAUACACAAAAUGACGAAUUCUAUAUUCUAUCGUUAUUUACGUCCUUGGUUAAAACUCAAUUCGAUAUUUGCAUUGACUGCUGAAGGGAAACAAUUUUAUUCGUCGAUCAAGGAAAUACAUCGUUUUAAUAGAGAGGUGAUAAAGAAGAAAAAGGAGGCUCGUCGAGAGAAAUGCCAAGACGAGAGCGAAUUUGACGAAUUAGGUAGAAAAAAAAGGAAAUCCUUCAUAGAUAUCUUAUUAGAUAUAAACGAAAAUCAUUCUAAUCAGUUUUCGGAAAAGGAUAUGAAUGAACAUGUAGCUACAAUAAUGCUCGCUGGUCACGAUGCUAGUUCUACCGCUAUUUUUUGGACAUUGUUAUGUUUGGCAACCGAGCCUGAAAUUCAAGAUAAGGUUUACGAGGAACUGAAGGUUGUAUUCGACGAUUUGGACGGUCCAAUUACGAUGAAUACAAUUUCCCAAUUGAAAUAUUUGGACAGAGUGUGCAAGGAAACUUUAAGGCUCUAUCCAGUAAUACCUGAAUUUUCACGACAAAUAACAGAAGAAAUAACGAUAGAAUAUCAUAAAGUCUUCUGUGAAUACACAGUUCGAUAUAAAGAAGGGAUUUAUAAAUUAUGGAAGGGAUAUGAAGCAGUAGUAUACAUUUACAAGCCUGAAUAUGUAGAGGUCAUUCUCAGAAAUAGUACGAAUAUUUCCAAAGCAACUACUUACGAUAGCUUUAAGCCUUGGUUAGGCGAUGGUCUUAUAACCUCGACUGGUUCUAAAUGGCACCACGACAGGAAAUUGAUUAACCCAGCAUUUCAUUUUUCUAUACUCGAUAAUUACAUGUUAGUAAUGCUGGAAAAGAGCGAAAUUUUGAUCGAUCGUAUAGAGAAAGAAUUGGGGCAAAAUAUUGGAAAAAAUGCAGUUAAUAUUUAUCCAUUGCUUAUUGAUUUUGCAUUGGAUGUUAUAUGCGAAACCGCAAUGGGCGUUAACAUACAUGCGCAGGAUAAUACAAUUACUGGCUACCCCGAUUACGUACAAAAAGCGGGGAAUGCUAUAUUUUAUCGUAAUUUUCGUCCUUGGUUAAAACUCGAUUCGAUAUUUGCAUUGACUGCUGAAGGGAAACAAUUUUAUUCGUCGAUCAAGAAAAUACAUCGUUUUAAUAGAGAUGUGAUAAAGAAGAAAAAGGAGGCUCGUCGACAGAAAUGCCAAGACGAGAGCGAAUUUGACGAAUUAGGUAGAAAAAAAAGGAAAUCCUUCAUAGAUAUCUUAUUAGAUAUAAACGAAAGUCAUUCUAAUCAGUUCUCGGAAGAGGAUAUGGUUGAACAAGUAGCUACAAUAAUGUUUGCCGGUCAUGAUACUAGUGCUAGCGCUAUUUUUUGGACAUUGUUAUGUUUGGCAACCGAGCCUGAAAUACAACAUAAGGUUUACGAGGAACUGAAGGUUGUAUUCGAUGAUUUGGACGGUCCAAUUACGAUGAAUACGAUUUCCCAAUUAAAAUAUUUGGACAGAGUGUGCAAGGAAACUUUAAGGCUCUAUACAGUAGUACCUCUCUUUUCACGACAAAUAACAGAGGAAAUAACGAUAGGUCAAUACGUAAUUCCGAAGAAUACAGAAUUGACAAUUCAUGUUCAUGGUUUGCAUCACGAUCCCGAAAUUUGGCCGGAUCCGGAAAAAUUUGAUCCGGACAGAUUUUUAACCAAUGAAACGCAAAAUAGACAUCCUUAUUCAUAUAUACCGUUUAGCGCCGGACCAAGAAAUUGUAUCGGGCAGAAAUUCGCGAAUCUAGAACAUAAAUUGGUUAUAGCAAUAUUAUUGAAAAAAUGGAUGGUCAAAUCUUCGAUUUUACGAAAGGAUAUCAGAAUGUAUCAUUCUGUCGUUUUACGACCAUUUGGUGAUGUAUAUUUACGCUUUAUACCGAGGGAAUGAGAAGUCCACAGAAAGAGA
Vespa mandarinia (Asian giant hornet) is the source of this 2618-nucleotide messenger RNA. Its product is annotated as cytochrome P450 4C1-like. The record is from RefSeq and is a predicted model, not a curated record. Gene Ontology annotation, molecular function: monooxygenase activity; iron ion binding; oxidoreductase activity, acting on paired donors, with incorporation or reduction of molecular oxygen. NCBI's taxonomy places the organism in Eukaryota, Metazoa, Arthropoda, Insecta, Hymenoptera, Vespidae.